AACCAGGCAGGUGUGAAUACCCCAAUUGAAAUUUUCAUUCUCAUUAUAUAACUAUUUUUAUUUAAUUUUUGUAGCUCCCAACGACCUCAAGAAGUCUUAAUUCUAGUGAUAAUGAACCUCCAGAGACAACAGCUCUUGAAGAUGACGAAAAUAAUACAGAAAAUAUUGCAAAUUCUGAGGAUUUGAACGAGAUGCCGUCAACUUCAAGAUCAUCUACAUCUGCUGGCCAAGUUGUCUGUUGUAUAUUUUGCAACCAGAUUCAGAAAAAAUCAGGAAAGCGAGUCCUCAAUCUAAUAAUUUCCUCGAGUAAUGAGCUGUGUGAAAGAAUGAAAAAUGUAGCAGAAAGCUUGGGUGAUCGUGAGUUUCUUUUAAAGCUGAAGAAUCUUCCGAUAGCUUAUCAUAAACCCUGUUAUGCUUCUUUUCUAACGAAAGAAAAACGAAAUGAUGAUCAUCAUUCAGAUUCCAGUUGGCAUACUUAUCGAAACCUGCAUAAACAAGCUUUUGAAUGUAUUGCCGAUUUUAUUUCAAAUGAAAUAAUUGAAAAUAAUCGAGUAAUGUACUUCUCUCAAUUAGUUUUAAGAUAUCAAGCUCUAUUAUUAGAAUUUGGAAAAAAUACAAUCGAUCUCGUUGAUAUUGAGGAUUACCGAUCUGAAAUGCUGGGAAAAAAAAUCUUUAACAAAUUUGGUGAUACUUUAAUAAUGGAAGCAUCGAAAGGUCCACGUAAUAAAAAAAUUAUAUAUAAGGCAGACAUCGACGUUUCAGUUAUGGCUAAUAAUGCAGCAUUUCUGGAGAAGAAAAACGAAGAGAAAUUCGAUGAUGUUUCAUUUCACUUAAGAAACUGUAUAAAAAAAAUUGAAUUGAAACCAUUGCCUAAACGCCUCACAGCAGAAGACGUCAUCCGCGGGGAAUGUGAAAUCCCACCAUUAUUAUUUGAUUUUAUGUGUAAUCUUAUUAAAGGUCCUCACUUUUCCGAGAAAAACUCAACCCAGGCUACAACACAAGUUAUAUCAAUUUGCAGUGAUAUAAUUUACGCAGUCACUAAGGGCGCAUGUAAACCAGCAAAAAAUUUAACACUUGGUUUAGCAUUAAAGUCAAUAACAAAUUCUCGUCAAGUUAUUACGAUGCUUAAUAAAUAUGGUCAUACAAUUUCUUAUAAUUUGGCAGAAGAACUUGAGACAGAAAUGACAUAUACUUCGGUUCAAGACAGAAAAGUUCUACCACUCGGAGUUAGCACAACAAAUAACUGUAGCACUCAUGUAGCUUUCGAUAAUUUUGAUCGCUUUGUAUACACAAAUUCAGGGAAAGAUACCAUGCAUGAUACAGUUGGAAUUGUUUACCAAUUUUGCAACACCCAAAACGAAGAUUCUGAGCUUGAACCGAUGAGAGCUUCAACACCCGAGCUUCAUGACAAUGAAGAAGACCACGAGCCUUCGCGAAAAAGAAGACACUUUAUAGCUUGGCAAUAA
Messenger RNA from Rhagoletis pomonella (apple maggot), 1466 nucleotides. RefSeq lists its product as uncharacterized. NCBI's taxonomy places the organism in Eukaryota, Metazoa, Arthropoda, Insecta, Diptera, Tephritidae. The record is from RefSeq and is a predicted model, not a curated record. The transcript is spliced from 2 exons. The coding region runs from base 192 to 1466 and encodes 424 amino acids.